GUGUGUACGAGUGCACGUGUACCAGUGCGUACCAUUGCAUAUGUGCCCUUGUGCUUCCGUGUGUGAUUAGAAAUGAGUGUGGCGUUUAUUUGGCUUGGACUGUGUGUGGGACUGUCUGUCAGUAUGUAGGUUCAUGUCAGUGUAUAUUUGUGUGCCUUGUCAGUGUUGGUGUUUUGGUGUGUGUAUCAGUUUAUGUUUUUCUAGCAGUCUGUGAGCUUAAUGGUGUUUGGACUCCUGCAAUUUUGAGUGUGUUAAUGUGUGUCUGCUGUGUGUCUUGUAAUUAUAUCAGUAUCUGUGUGGUAGUGUGUGGAUCAAUGUCAAGAUGUUCACCUCCAUGUGUUCUCAUUGGCGUCAGUGUGUGUGAGUGUGUCUUACCGUCAGUGUGGCUCCUUGUCAAUGAAUGUGCCCAAGUCUUUGUUAGUGUCUAAUCACCUGACAGGAUAUAUGUACAUAAGGUUGAUAAAGCAGUGCUAAAACGUGUUGAAAAACUAAAAGCUGGCAAUACCCUACAGGAGCUUUAGUCACUGGAAAGACUGGUCGAUGUUUUGGGUUAAAACCUGUGACUACAGUCCUCCAGGAUUUGAAGGAGCUUUAUGUUAGGAAGACAAGUGAUUCUAUAAAAUUAUAAUUCAUUAACAUCAUGGUAUUGAAUGCAGUGAUUUCCAAACUAGCUGGGAAACGUGUGGUCCUUGCCAGUGCUUCACCACGUAGAAGAGAAAUUUUAAAUAAUGUUGGUCUUAGAUUUGAAGUGGUGCCUUCAUGGUUUAAGGAGAAUCUUGACAAGUCUGCUUUCAAAACGCCCUAUGAUUAUGCAAUAGAAACUGCAAAGCAGAAAGCCCUUGAGGUGGCAACAAGAAUGCAUUUGAAACACUUCAAGACUCCAGACAUUGUCAUUGGUGCAGACACUGUUGUGUGUAUUCAUGGCGAUAUUCUCGAGAAACCUGCAAAUAAACAAGUAGCGUACCACAUGCUAUCGAGACUCAGCAAUGAAGAACAUAGUGUUUUCACUGGGGUUGCAGUUGUCCAAUGUAUCUGCAAAAGUGACAACCAGCUGGAGACCAACUUUACUGUUUUUUAUGAAGAAACAAAGGUCAAGUUUUCAGAGCUGUCUGAAGAGCUUCUCUGGGAGUACAUACACAGUGGUGAGCCAAUGGACAAGGCAGGUGGUUAUGGAAUUCAAGCACUUGGUGGAAUGUUAGUUGAAUAUGUUCAUGGGGACUUUUUCAACGUGGUGGGAUUUCCCCUUAAUCACUUCUGCAAGAAGCUGGAUGAAAUCUGUAGUUUGUUAGAAAGCCAGUCUAUCACAAGCAAAACCAAGCCUAGUGAGCUGGAGGGUGACUCUGUAAACCACAAGAAGAAAGUAGAUGCAGAAAUGAGUCUGAAGUCCAACCAAACCGCACAGAAGGAAGAGGAGCUAAAAGGUUUGGGUUCAAUCCUACAAAACGUUACUUCUAAGGCACAAGAGUUGGUGGAAAUGCACCAUGGUUUCCCAAGGACAUCUACCCACAUUGAGAUGAAUGAGUGUCUUCAUAAAGUUGCAGACCUAGUGGAUGGUUUCAAAGCAUCAAAGGUCUUAUUCACAGCUACCAAACUGAAGGUAUUUGAUAUACUGAGCAUACAGGAUGGCUUAGAAGCUUCAGACAUUGCUCAGAGAUUAAAGACUACCGUGGAUGGGACAGAACGUCUCUUAGAUGCCUGCGUAUCACUUGGUUUACUAGAUAAAACGUCAAGAACAUCACAAUUAUAUAAGAACACAAAACUUGCCAACACAUUUCUGGUAUCAGGCACUGCAAAUUCGAUGUGUGACUAUAUCCUUUAUAAUAAUGAUUACAUUUGGCCACUUUUCACUCAUCUGGAUUCAGCUGUUAAAGACGGAUCAAAUCAGUGCCUAUCGGCCCCUGGGGAAAAGCCUGAAGAUUUAUUUCAGAAUUCAGCUCAAAUGUUGUCUCUAACAUCUGCCCUUAACAGUGUUGUCAAAGUUGUUGGGAAUGACAUUGUCAGGGCAUUUGAUCUUUCAUCAUUUAAAACUGCUUGUGACUUAGGAGGAGCUACUGGGGCUUUGGCAUAUGAAAUGGCAGAUACAUAUCAAGAUAUGGUUCUCACUGUGUUUAAUUUGCCACAGUUGUUGGAAAAGUUUAAGUGUUUCCAGCAACAAAAUCAAAACCCAAGUCGAAUUUCUUUCAGGGGAGGAGACAUCUUCACAGAUGACAUACCUGAGGCAGAACUUUAUAUUCUUGUAAAUGGUCUGCAUUACUGGAAGGAAGACAAAGUCAAUCUCCUAUUAAGCAGGCUCUCUCAGAUAUGCAAACCAGGAUGUGGCCUUCUCCUAACUGAGCUUGUGCUCCACAAUCAGAAGACCAAACCCUGCACAGCUCUCCUGCAGUCCCUCAGUGUGAUGAUGCAAAGUGAAGGGAAGGAAAGGAGUGGGUCAGAGUACAGGAAACUCUUGAAUAAACACGGCUUCAUAAAUGUGCAGAUCAAACACAUGGGAACGUUUCUGGAUGCCAUUUUUUGCAGAAAGCAGUAGUUUUCUCACUGAAUAUUGUAGAAGCUACUCGAGGUUGGUUUUUUAGUAUGUUUGUUUCUCAUGCCCAAUUAGGAUGGGCAAUAUCAUUUAAUCAACUUGGUUAAGGUGUACAUUCUGUAAAAUGAAUUCCAUAUUAAAAGAUUGU
Messenger RNA from Pristis pectinata (smalltooth sawfish), 2672 nucleotides. RefSeq names its product acetylserotonin O-methyltransferase-like (gene asmtl). The record is from RefSeq and is a predicted model, not a curated record. Gene Ontology annotation, molecular function: nucleoside triphosphate diphosphatase activity; O-methyltransferase activity. The coding region runs from base 641 to 2527 and encodes 628 amino acids. Lineage: Eukaryota; Metazoa; Chordata; Chondrichthyes; Rhinopristiformes; Pristidae. The transcript has 14 exons.